CGCCGCGCCGCGCCGGGGUCCUGCCGUCCUGGGUCCGGCUGCGCGCGGAGCGGGCUCCGGAGGGAAAGUCCCGAGACAAAGGGAAGCGCCGCCGUAGCCGCCGACCAUCCGGGCACCUUCCGCCUCGAUCCGGGACACUUGCCGGGGGCCGCGGCCGCGCUGAGAGGGACUUUGAAUAUGUCUGGAAUAGCCCUCAGCAGACUUGCACAGGAGCGAAAAGCUUGGAGAAAAGAUCAUCCUUUUGGCUUUGUAGCAGUACCUACGAAAAAUCCAGAUGGCACAAUGAAUCUCAUGAACUGGGAAUGUGCCAUUCCAGGGAAGAAAGGGACACCAUGGGAAGGAGGUUUAUUUAAACUACGGAUGCUUUUUAAGGAUGAUUAUCCAUCUUCACCACCGAAAUGUAAAUUUGAACCACCUUUAUUUCACCCAAAUGUGUAUCCUUCUGGCACAGUGUGCCUGUCCAUCUUAGAGGAAGAUAAGGAUUGGAGGCCAGCAAUAACAAUUAAACAGAUCUUGUUAGGAAUACAGGAACUUCUAAAUGAACCAAAUAUUCAAGACCCAGCUCAAGCAGAGGCUUACACAAUUUACUGCCAAAACAGAGUGGAAUAUGAGAAAAGGGUUCGAGCACAAGCCAAGAAGUUUGCACCCUCAUAAACAUCGAUCUUGUGGCAUCUUAAAAAGGAAGGGAUUGGUUUGGCAAGAACUUGUUUACAAAAUUUUUGCAAAAUCUAAUGUUGCUAUGUACAAUGACUAUUCACUUAGGGGAGGGGGUUGUGUGUGUGCCAUUUUCCAUUUUCGCCACUUGUAUACAGUUCUGAAUUCGCUGAAUUGCCCCCAGUUUUUUCAUACAGGGUCUCUUCCUUCAGUCUUUUGUAUUUUUGAUUGUUAUGUAAAACUUGCUUUUAUUUUAAUAUUGAUGUCAGUAUUUCAACUGCUGUAAAAUUAUAAACUUUUAUACUUCUAUAAAUUCCCUAGUAUCUAGUUUCCUUUGCUCUCUGAUGCAGGCAUGCUUACAAAUGUUUAGAACUCUAUUUAGCCUCUAGCUGGCUGUAUGAAAAAAAAAAUUCAUAACCUCACCCUUUCCCUACCCUUAAUUUGUUUUUCUAUCUUUCAGAGACUAGGUUAUAUUGCUUACAAGCCCCAGAGAUCCAAAGUCAGCCAGCAUCUUGUUUCUGCAUCACUUCCUUGUGUUUAUAUGGCGUUUUGUCUGUGUUGCUGUUUAGAGUAAAUAAACUGUUUAUAUAAA
Gracilinanus agilis (Agile Gracile Mouse Opossum) is the source of this 1246-nucleotide messenger RNA. It is a transcript of the gene UBE2I, whose product is annotated as ubiquitin conjugating enzyme E2 I. The coding region runs from base 178 to 654 and encodes 158 amino acids. Gene Ontology annotation, biological process: protein sumoylation. The record is from RefSeq and is a predicted model, not a curated record. Gene Ontology annotation, molecular function: SUMO conjugating enzyme activity. The transcript is spliced from 7 exons. NCBI's taxonomy places the organism in Eukaryota, Metazoa, Chordata, Mammalia, Didelphimorphia, Didelphidae. Gene Ontology annotation, cellular component: nucleus.